AAUACAUCGAUAAAAAGAAUUCAAAAAUGUUGUAAACAACCUACUCUAGCGUCGCUUGGCACAAUUUUUUGAAAACAUAAGCAAAUAAACAGUUCCGGUGAUCGUAAAUAAUAUUUUGACGCAUUUUCAGAGACGUGCAAUAUGUUUUCCAACCUAGAUCUGAGCGCUUUGAGCGUGGACGACAUUGUUGAGGAGUACAAGCUGCUCCAUGACCGCCACCAGCAGCUGAAGGAGCAGAGUGAACUGGAUGCGCAGCGAAUCCAUGAGCUGAAAAGAAAUCUGGACACCGCUCUGGCGGCAGAGGCGUACUUGACCCAGGAACUGGAGCAAGUCGGGAGCCAGCCUGUGGCCAACACCUCGGACUCUGAGCACCAGGAACUGGAGGAGCUGCGGCGGAAGUUCAAGCACCUACAGGCCGAACAGGACAGCCUGCAGCAGGACUACGACCAAAAGGCUGAAGAGGCCAGGAGUCUCAGGCUCAAGUUGGAGUCGACUGAAAAGACUCUGGUGGAAAAGUCCGCCGCCAGAUCGAAUGAUGUCCACGAGGAUUGCCUGGCCCGGUUGAGUGCCCUGGAAGCGGAAAACGCGGAACUGAUGCAGAAAUUGGCGGAUUACGAGGAGUCCAGUGUGAAGAACACGUUUUCUGUGGCCGAAAAAGAGAAAACCAUCGAAUGCCUUCAAGAUCAGGUCAGCUGCUUGGAGCAGAACCUUCACUGCAAACGGGACGAGCUGGAAGAGAAGCUGCAACUUUUGGAGAGCUGCCAGGAGCAGUUGGUUGAUGCCAACGCCAAGAUAGCGCUCCUCACCUCAGCACCUGAAAAUAAUGACCGCAAGGGGAACUCUCUAUUUGCCGAGGUGGAUGAUCAGAGACAAGUUAUGAAAACGCUGCUGUCGGCCCAGAAAAAGAGCUAUUUGGAAAUGAAGAAGACCUUUACGGAAAGCCAGUUUGAGAUACGGCGUCUGAAGAGGGAGAACGUGGCCAUGCACAAGGAGUUACAGGCCUGCAGCACUAUUUUCUGCAGUGCAGACAAGACCUACCAAAACAAGCUAAACGAGCGCAUUCGCCAACUGAUGGAUGCCAAUGACAAUCUGGAGCGACAACUGAACAUUAACCAGGAGCGACUGCGCGAGCUGGCCAGCGAAAAGUCAGUCACCUGGCUGGACUCGAUGCUGGAUUUUUGCAAACGCGAGACAGACGACCUAAAGACGCAGCUGCACAGCAUGCGCAUCCAGAAGGCCGGACUAGAGGAGCAGGUUCGUUCCGUCCAGCAAGAAAUGGCACGCUGGCGCUUCGAGUCCUUAAAAUCCAGAUGCGUCAUCAUUGAUCGGGAGAAUCUCUUGACGGAGCACAAGAUCGCGUACAAGCCCAUGCAGGCCAUGGAGUUUAACAUCAAGGAUGCUGAACUGAAGGCAGCCCUGCCGCGGAUCGUUAGUGUGAAUACGGAUAGUCAGUCGGUUGCUGCGUCAACUAAAGAAACCACCAAUCCUACAUCUAAAUCAGACACAGAGAAACCUGUUGAAAUUAUAAAUCUUAUUACUCCAAUGAAACCUAAGGUGAAGGAAGAGGAACUGGAGCCUUUGCAGGCAGUUAUGGCAGUUAUGAAAGGCACUCCAGUUAAGGUUAAGGACGAAUCUCAGGAAUCAGACUUUCCGGCUGUUCGGAAGCAGACGCCUAUCAGGGAGAUCAAGAGGGAGAUAGAUCCGAACAUGGACCAGGAGUUGGUGAAGGAGAGCCAGGACGAAUUCAAAGUGCCACUAACCAAGAGCACUCCCAUCAAAGACAUUAAAAGCGAAGAUACAUCCACCCACGAAGUGGACGAAGAUGACUCUAAAUCUUCACCUAAAUCUCCACCUAAACCCCUUCCAAAAGGCACACCCAUAAAGCCGCGACUUGGAGUCAUUAAUGUGAAGCCCGAUGAGGACUUGCUGUUCAAGCAACACACUCCAGCCAAGCCACAACGCAAGGGAACUCCAGUUAAACUCAAGCUUAUCAAAUUGGAAAGCCAGGACACUGCUAGUGAGCCUCCGGAUGUUACACCUGGCAAGGCGGAAGCUAUACAAAUCCUGGACAGCCCCACGCCACAGAAACCGCAGCGCAAGGGCACUCCUGUCCGAAAUCCAGUCAUAAAGGACGCAACUAAUAACAAUCUACGAUCGAUUCUAUGCAAAAAGAGGGAACUUUUCGCGGAAGACUCACAAAAGAGUGUGCAGUUCAGUGCGAGCGAUCCUAUUAUUCGAAAUCUGAGUCCUGUGGACAGAUUGUUAAGCGGAUCAGGUUCCAAUGAAAACGAGAAGCCUCUGGCCACAGAAGACGGCAAGGAUAUCAAGCCAACAAUUAAAAGACCUAACAUAAUCAGACGGAUUGUUGUUAGCUCCCGGAAACCUAUUUUAAAGGAAUGAGCAAUGCUACUUUAUUAUUUUAACUUAGAUUUAGUAAAACCUAUUAAUAUUAAAAAAUAAAAUCAUUUAAACUUGA
This is a messenger RNA of Drosophila ananassae, 2476 nucleotides long. It is a transcript of the gene Spindly, whose product is annotated as protein Spindly. The transcript has 6 exons. Lineage: Eukaryota; Metazoa; Arthropoda; Insecta; Diptera; Drosophilidae. The record is from RefSeq and is a predicted model, not a curated record. The coding region runs from base 142 to 2400 and encodes 752 amino acids.